Messenger RNA from Trichobilharzia szidati, 2233 nucleotides. Lineage: Eukaryota; Metazoa; Platyhelminthes; Trematoda; Strigeidida; Schistosomatidae. The record is from the annotation of a GenBank genome assembly.
UUUCGUUUCUUUUCGCUGUACUUAGAUUGUUUUUAUGGAAUGCAGUUGUUCUUUGAUGGUAUGGUACUGAGUCCUUUAAACCCGUAAUUUGUUCUAAUAUUCAUUGUGCUAGCAUAUAUUGGAACUUGUGUACUAUUUUCUUGAUUUCAAGUUUCAGCUAAAGGCUGGAAUCUAAGCCUCCUUUUGGAUACUAAAUAUUGUCUAUUUCAAGUCUAGUGCCUUAACUCUCUUGACUAUAAACAUCUACAAUACCAUUAUUAUGUGUGUGACCAGCAUGUAUAACAUCUCAACUUACUUUCUUCAAAAGGACACUUGUAAGCUAUGUUGUACUUUUAUCUUAAAUGCAGGCAAACAAUGACUUAUCCUUCCUCGUGGAUGUCUGAAUUGCCCCCGCAUAUAUCGCGAAAACCCCUUAAUUUGAUAUCUAUUCCAGGUAGCCAUGAUUCAUUCACAUAUUCCAUUACUCAAAGUAGCCGACCUUCACCAGAGGGACCUAUCUAUCAUCUAGCCAAAUAUAUUCCUCGUAAACUGUUAAGUCGAAUCUUAUACCCAUGGAGUGUGACACAGUCAUUAAGUUUAUCCGACCAGUUAAAAGCUGGUAUUCGAUAUUUUGAUUUUCGUGUGUGCUCCAAAAGAAAAGGAAAAAGAAGAAGGUUAAAACAGAGUGAUAGUAUUGAUUAUGAAUUUUACUUAGUACAUGGACAAUACGCCAAUCUACUUUCAAAAGAACUUCAAAGUAUUCUGGACUUUCUUCAGUCCAAUCCCAAGGAAAUUGUUAUUGUGGAUUGUAAUCAUUGUUAUUAUUUUGAAACAGAUGAACAGAAAAAUUGCUUUGAAUCACUUGUACUAAAGACUAUAGGUACCAGUAUGUUUCCUUACCAACCAAACAUUCCCUCCUUAAACGAUAUGUGGAAUGCUAAACAGCAAAUCAUAUUUAUAUCUUCUCAUCGAAAGAAUCAUGAGAUAAAGCACUACAAAUUUUGGCCAUCUAAUUGCAUCGAAUCAUUUUGGCCUGAAACUAUUGACCCACUGACUAUGAUAUGUUUUUUAAAUAGACAUAUUGGACCUCAUCAAUAUCGACCAGCCAAUUCUUUCUAUGUACAUCAAGGUGUUCUCACACCGACAGUGGCAUUCAUUUUACGCCAUCCAUUUUCUUCAGUUCAUCAUUUAGCUAAAAUUGCUGCAAAAUACUUUGAAGGUUGGGUAAAUAAUCCUGAUCGUCGAGCUGGUGUAAACGGUGUUAAUAUUACACUGAUCGAUUAUGUUUCAACAACGUAUCCCAGUUACAUACUUGAUGUUAUAUCGAUAAAUUAUAAAACUUGGCCAAGAUGUUAAACUAAUUGCUCAACUGUUUAAGACAUCAACAUACACCUCUAUUCAUAUUUUAUAUUCUUUCAGUCUUGUUUUAUUUUUUAUUAUACUUGAUCUUACUUAUUUAUUAUAAGUUAACUUCUUAUGAUCUGGUGAUUUUUGAAUGAUUUUCUUUUAUUUAUCUGUGAUAUAAAUAAUUUCACUGACUCUUCUUUUUGUUUUUAUGAAAGUUUUAUUUAUAUUUUCUGUCAGUAAACUUAUACACUUACGAAUUAUGAUGAUCAUACUUUUAUCGCCUGCAUUCACUUUCUUUUUCUUCUGCUGAAAAUUAUGGUUAAUGAUUCCAUGGGUUCCCCCUUGCUGAAUACUGACGACUAAUCAACUACUGUGGCAUAACUGUAUUGAUGAGUCAACAAAUAACUAAUUCAAACGAUUUCAUAAAUCCAGGCUUCAAGGUCGUCCAAUCGCAUUAUAAUAGACAUUCUACUUCGGUUUAAUUUGUCCAGAUUGGUGUAAGCUAGUUGGUGGUCUAAGCGUCUUUCAGCUGGUUUACACAAAGUCAAGGGGAUAUAAAAGUUGUCGGAUAUAACUGUUUAUAGACGUUAUCUAGUUAUUACUAUACCUUUGAUGUCGUACUAAUGGUGAAUACCGUUUUCUGGUCGCUUGGAGGUAAAAUAAAAUUGCACUUAAACCCUACUCUAUUAUAAAUUUAGAAUGAUGGUUCUUCAGCGAAACCCACAAUAACAUAAAGUUUGGUCAGUUAACUUGCUUGAAUUGUUAGUUCUACGGCGAUACACUAGUAACGGUUAGAAUGUUCACAUAGACAGCUGACCUUGGAUAUUCUUAGUUUACCCAUGGUAUUUUUAUUUAAAACAGAAAAAAUCUAAGUGGGCUGCAUAUCAAUCUUCUUAUAUUUUUCUUC